Molecule: messenger RNA, 354 nt
Organism: Naegleria fowleri
Lineage: Eukaryota; Heterolobosea; Eutetramitea; Acrasida; Naegleriidae
Exons: 2
Coding region: 1-354 (117 amino acids)
Source: RefSeq, a predicted model, not a curated record
AUGUUUGCAUUUCACAAGGGUCUCUUCUUGUUGGUGGCAUCUGCCUUGUCCCUUUUCGUCUUUCUGAUGAUAGGAAGCAUGUCCCAUGCAGGACCAACAUCAAUCUCCAUCACCACUGGAGCUUUAUCAGAGAAACAACAACAGAAAUUCAUUGUUCCUCGGAUCAAGAAAAUCAAUGCUCCCUAUUCUGAGUGGGCUCAUCAUCAUUUGGUGUGGAUGAACGGUGAAAGUCAAAGUCAACAAGCAUUGUUGAAACUUGUUUCCACCUAUUCUCAAAAUGAUAUUCCAGUUGGAGCUGUGGAUUUGGAAGCAAGAUGGUCGAAAGGAAUUAAUAGUUUUGUGCCUGAUCAGUAA